UCCUGUUUCGCUUAGCUGUUCUUAAUACCAAUGGCAAUAUCUUGGACGUCACGGAGCUAUUGCAGAGAGAGCGGGGCAGUGCCAUGGAACGGCUGCUCAACAUGCAUUAUUGGAUCUUGGGCGUCGCGUUCGUCAUGUUCCUUGGGUUCUGCAGGUGCUGCGGCCUGGAUCCCAGACUCCGUCGCUGGCGCUAUCGGUCGUCCGAGUACCAGAUGGUGGCUUUCAGCGAUACUGACACGGAUUGGCAAUCAGUCUAAGGGGUCGAUCAAUUCGACCGAUGUCAGCGAACAACAGUCAUGGGCGCCAUGGCUAUUGAAAGGUAUUUCUUGGAUUUUUUGUAAAUAUUAGCUGAGGCCUUGAUACACGAUACCCUUGCUUAUGUAUAUAUGGAGUAAAAGAAUGCGAAGUUUUGUGUCUUGACUGACUUGAU
Messenger RNA from Aspergillus saccharolyticus JOP 1030-1, 430 nucleotides. RefSeq lists its product as uncharacterized. The transcript has a single exon. NCBI's taxonomy places the organism in Eukaryota, Fungi, Ascomycota, Eurotiomycetes, Eurotiales, Aspergillaceae. The record is from RefSeq and is a predicted model, not a curated record. Bases 102 to 257 code for a protein of 51 amino acids.